AUGUUCCGGAUGGAGGGCCUCCCGCCGAAGCUGGACCCGGAGGAGAUGAAGCAGAACAUGCGUGAGGACGUGAUCUCUUCCAUAUGGAACUUCCUCAUCUACGUGGCCCUGUUGCAAGUCACUCCAUUUAUCUUAAAGAAAUUGGACAGCAUAUGAAGAUUGGACAUCACGUACAUAUGCAUGAUACAAAGAACCUGGUUACAGUUUCUCUCCUCCUUCCUGCAAAUGAAUGGGCCCCGAAUGGCAUAAGAGACUCUUUCAUUG
Sciurus carolinensis (gray squirrel) is the source of this 264-nucleotide messenger RNA. Its product is annotated as mitochondrial import receptor subunit TOM5 homolog. Gene Ontology annotation, cellular component: mitochondrial outer membrane translocase complex. The record is from RefSeq and is a predicted model, not a curated record. Lineage: Eukaryota; Metazoa; Chordata; Mammalia; Rodentia; Sciuridae. The coding region runs from base 1 to 156 and encodes 51 amino acids. The transcript has a single exon.